CUCAAAUUGCCUAUCUUCUUUGUGGCGGCCAUAUUUACAGAAACAUAAUUAAACUUCAUGUUUAGGCUGAUGGGUUUGCCAAAGCCUUAAUAAAUUUAAAAAUUUCAAUUUAAAAACAAAGAUCCCACAGACCGUAAACUCGUAAACGGUUCUCAUGUCAAUUGUCAAGUAAGUCAACGUAUUUCGAGUUUGAAUUAUUUUGUAAACAAGAACAUGUAUUUGCGCUUUUAACAAAAUAAAAAUACAAAAUAUUGUUCUUAUGAUGGCGGAUAUGGAUGAAAUGAUUGAUUUCAUUCGAUCAUUGAAGCGAGGAUUCGAUAAAGAUAUUUUUCUUUGUAAAUUGAAUGAAUUAUCUGAUGUUGUGGAUUCAGUGGGUUUGGACAACGAAGAUUUUCACACGUUAUUUAAACUGUGGCUGAAUUUAUCGAUACCGAUCACGAAAUGGACAAGCUUCGGCGCUUGUCUGGUACCCCAGGAGAUGGUUGAAGAGCGUACAGUAGAUUACGCAUUUCGUUGGCUCCUCGCUAGCUGUGAGAACCGCGGCAAUUUCUCCAGAAUGGCCUUUUUAUUGGAUUGGCUCACAGCUGCCAUGACCACAGACAGUGUUGACAUGCAAGCUUUAGACUCAGGAUAUGAAAUUUUCUACACACUACUCUCAUUUGAAAUUUUGACUGCACAUGCACUAAAGCUAGUAUACACAUUAACAAAGCCGUGUGAUGUCACCAGAGGUAGAGUGAUAGAGUUAUUACAUUUUGCCAAGAAUAGAGAGGGAAAAAAGAACAUGUUGCGGCAACUUCAAGUAUUACUUGGUUUAUUCAAGUCGUACAGACCAGAAUGUGUCCCAGAAGACAUUCCGUCUAUCUCUGUGCAUACUUCUUUCAGAAAACUCAAUGUAAAUUUGAUGGCUAGAUUCAAAAGAUGCCAGGCGAAGAGAAACACUUGUAGCAAGGAAAGACGACAUUUGCUCUGGAUUAACCCAAUAAACUCAAUGAGUGGAAAAAAGAAAGCAGAUCCUUUAGUGCCGAACAUGGAGUUUUGUAACAUAGGCUCACAACAGUAUGCUGAUAAGCAACCUCAAAAGAAUUAUCUUGAUUUCUCAGAUCCAGUGUCCUUGCUCCGAUACAGUCUCCAGCAGCCAAUGUCGCGUCCAGCACGGCUCCGGGCAUUAUUCUGCAAUGAAACCGGUCUCACACUGCUCGCUGUCGCCACCGACGAGCAAUUCGCUUUCUUGUCACACGAUUUGCAACAUUUAUUGACUACCUGUUUCCUGGAAGGGUCCCCUCACAGCUACUUGGAAAAGCAGGACUUGCUGUUGCGACUCGCGGCACUGCAGCGCACACUCUUGCAGGGCAUCCCUGUUGUCACUAUGUUCUUGGCACAGUACCUGCCGCUUUGGAAUGAAAAAGAUUACUUUGGAGAGAUACUACAACUAGUGGACUGGAUAAGCGGGGACAGUCCAUCUCACGUGACGUACAUCGUCGAUUCUCUGGUCAAAAUAUACCAUCGUGCGCAACCGAUCGAGCAGUGCGCUAUUCUCAAGGCACUCGUUAACAUGUACUGUAACUUGAUGUUCUCCUGUAACCGACGUCGGCAGCACUUGAAGAUCGCACAGGGCCACAGCGAGGCGGAGACGUUGCCGCGGCUGGCCGCUACAAUCAGUGACAUGUGCAGCGAGGGACUGCAAAUUAGCCCAGACGACUUGCGCGUCUUGCACAGCGUUGUGUCGGCAGCGGAGGCGAUGUCACUGGGGGAGUGGCGACACUCGUGUCCUCUGGGUGCGGCCCCGCGUCUACUUCCGCUGGCGCUGCCGUUACUGAAGCACUCCGCCGUGCUUCUUGAGAAGAUGGCUGGCUUGAUGAUGCUGUAUAAAAAUGUCUUCAAAAGAACGAAAUCGAGUGACAAGCUUUUAAAAGACGUUUAUGUGGAACAGCGCCAGACAUUGGAAGCAUAUACAGCGGAUAUGCUGAAUUGUUUAUACACUGAAGAGGCACUCACAGAACGCAAAUCUGGAUACGUAUUUAAUAGACUGCAUCCACAAUUGGUUUCUAAGUUGUCGGACUUAGUACCAGGGGCAGACGCAAAAUUUAGCCUUAGAAAUAACUUGGCUUUCGUUCUGUACACCUUAAUGCCUUUCGAAGCGAUCGAUCAGUCGGACGUUACGAAUAAAUUGUGCUUCGAAACUGUUGUAAGGGAGAUGUUCCCGAAUUUGUGCGAGCUUUUAACGAAAGCUGUGCCAGAAUUGCGUUGACUUUUAACCUUAAGUUUAUAUAUAGCCUUAGAAAGCUUCAUAAGAAAUUUAAAAAAAUCUUUUCUUUGACGUGCAAGACGAAUACAAAUUGUAGUACCGGCGCGCUAUAAUGGCCGUUUUGACGUUUGUCCGCUCAUCAAGUUUUUUUGUUAUUACAUGGACUUAGGACUUAAAUGCUUUAAUGUGUUUAAGUGUCGAUAAAGUGUAGGGAACCGUUUGUUUAAUUGAAAUGCCGAAUUGUUUCAGAUGAAUAAAUAUUACCUCAAAUUACAUUCAGCGUAGACAGAGCUUAUGCAUCCAAACUGUGAUCUCGUUUAUACGUUUUGUGUAUAUGGCAAAACAAAUGGCACGGUCGCGGCACAGUCGAUGCCCUAAGAUACCUGACGCCAAACCGACCAUUUGGUUCCGAGUAGAUACAUAAACGCGAAGAAAAGUGUUAAACAUUGUAACCUGUGAACUUCUUUAUUGCAUCAUUAGUGAAUGACGUUUUAAGAAACUUUUUAAGUCAAUUAGAUCUUGAAUUACGUUAAGUAAAUACAAAUUUAAACCAUAAGGUCGGUAUUAUUAUACGCUUUUCUGUUGCAUUGAAUGCGUGAGAAGGUUCUCAGAAUCAAAAGGUCGGCUAAGGGAUCAGGUAUCGAUUAUAGACAUCGACUGUACAUUAGUGACCCGGAACAGAACCGUUUUAAAGAAAUUGCGCGCGUUGUGUGUGUGUGAAAUGAAUCUGACUUAGAGUUCCGAUUUACGCUUACGGUUCUUAUAUAUCAUUUCUCACCAGUGUCGGCUGUUGUACAGAAUUCCCAUCGGGUCAUAAAGUGCGAUUCUAAAAUUCAACUUAUUUUACAAGAUAUGUGUUUUGUCUUUGUAGAAAUGUGUUAAUGUAAGAAUACUUAUGUUAUAAAUGUAACAAUUGAAAUUCAUUUUAAGUUUUUGCCAAAUAUGGUAAUAGAAUUUUUUUUACUGCCUCUGUGGCCGAACGGUUACCAUGCCGGACUGCCACGCAGAGG
Messenger RNA from Hyposmocoma kahamanoa, 3255 nucleotides. RefSeq names its product centromere protein I-like. Bases 260 to 2248 code for a protein of 662 amino acids. Gene Ontology annotation, cellular component: nuclear body; cytosol; kinetochore. Lineage: Eukaryota; Metazoa; Arthropoda; Insecta; Lepidoptera; Cosmopterigidae. The transcript has 13 exons. The record is from RefSeq and is a predicted model, not a curated record.